This is a messenger RNA of Rotaria sp. Silwood1, 423 nucleotides long. Lineage: Eukaryota; Metazoa; Rotifera; Eurotatoria; Philodinida; Philodinidae. The record is from the annotation of a GenBank genome assembly.
AUGAAAAUUCUUCGUGUAUUACAAGAAAAUAAUAUGACUGAAUCAGUUAAAACAUUUAAAAAAGAAUAUCAAACAUUAUUUAAUAAAACAAUAACACUAACAAUAACAUCAUUAAGUGAACCUUAUUUUAAUGCACUUGAUGGUUAUAUAGCAUAUGUACAAGAACAACCUGAUUCAAGUCGACAUGAAUUUGCUCAAUUAAUAUAUCCAUUAUUUGUUCAUAUGUAUUUAGAUUUAAUUGAUAAAGAUCAAUUUGAUGAAGCACAAAGAUUUUUUAUGAUAUAUGUUAAAAAUACAAAUUUACAAGCAACAGUUUUUGCAUCACAUAAAGAUGAUCUUUAUCGUAUUAAAUUAUUAAUUACAAAAGAACAAAUAGCACAAAGUGAAUAUGUUAAAUCAUUUCGUCAUAAUGGAUGUUAUUGA